Molecule: messenger RNA, 1413 nt
Organism: Vigna angularis (adzuki bean)
Lineage: Eukaryota; Viridiplantae; Streptophyta; Magnoliopsida; Fabales; Fabaceae
Product: universal stress protein PHOS34-like
Exons: 4
Coding region: 158-637 (159 amino acids)
Source: RefSeq, a predicted model, not a curated record
UCCAGUAUCAGCCUCACAAAUUGCGCUUUUUCAGUGUCAACCCUUCACAGACCAAAACAACAAACCAAAAUAGAAUUCUAAUUCCCAUGGACACAAACACAAGUAAAAAACAUUACUAAGAGACCACAUCGUUGGUUGUUGUAGUGAGAGAGAGAAAAUGACAAGUGCUAGGAGAGUGGGCGUGGCGGUUGAUUUCUCAUCGUGCAGCAUCAAAGCACUGCAAUGGACGGUGGAUAACGUGGUAAAAGAAGGAGAUCAUCUCGUUCUUAUCGUGGUUCGCCACGCUUCCAAUUACGAGCACGGCGAGAUGCAGCUCUGGGAAACCACUGGUUCACCUCUGAUACCUCUGUCUGAGUUCUCUGAACCUGCGGUCAUGAAGAAAUAUGAAUUCAACCCCGACCCCAAUGUAAUUGAUAUAGUCCAAACUGCUGCCAGGCAAAAAAAUAUUAUGGUAAUAAUGAAGAUCUAUUGGGGAGAUGCUCGUGAGAAGUUAUGUGAAGCGAUUGAUCAGGUACCUCUAGACUACCUUACCCUCGGCAACAGAGGCCUUGGACCUCUCCAAAGGGUCAUAAUGGGCAGCGUCAGCAACUACGUGGUGAAUAAUGCCACCUGUCCUGUCACUGUGGUCAAGAGUUAAGACCACAACCAUUAGUUUCUUCAUUAAUUUUCUAAUUUAAUGUAGGAAUAAUCAAACUAUUCUACCUCGUUUUGUUCAAGUACCUGCUGUGCGUGUAUUCAUUCAACUUGUUUCUGAAAUGACUUUUUCAAACUAUAGGAAAAGGAUGUUAUAUUAAUUGUAAUACUAUUUUCAUCAUCCAAACAUAAAUAAAUAAAGACAGAGGUGUACCAGCAAUAAGACGAUAUUGUUUUAUUUUGGGUAGAAAGUUGUGGAAUUUAAUGAAUUGAAUGUAUGUUUAGAAUUAGAGUUGAGUGUGGUUGGAGAAAACAUUUUUGUAGUUUGUAUAUUUUGCUAGGAAUAUAUGAGUUUUUGAUGCUUUAUCGUAAUGGUGCAAGAAUGUGACUCACAUAUGGGAAACUCACAUAUUUUGGUUGAAGAAAAAAGUAAUGACAAGGGUGGUCAGAAUGUGGAAAAAGGUGUUGGUGGAACUAGUGAUCUUAUGGAACAUGACCACAACAUGCAGUUUGAAUCUGAGGUUACAUACAAUAAAGCAAUAUGUAUAAGCAAACGAAGGAAGAACAAUGUAUAGAUUCAAGAGUCGUACCGUAACAACUCCAUAUGCUGGAUAUGAGAGCAAAAGACACUAACGUAUGUAGUAAAAGUUGUCAUUUGUGUAAAGUUGAAUAGAAAAAGAUGACUUUGUUCAUUUUAUUUCCCGAAAUUGUUGUAAAGUUUAAUACAAGAAAAUUCAUUGUAAUAUUUUAUGUUAAUGCACAUAUUUAUGUUGGUUUCCA